Molecule: messenger RNA, 3573 nt
Organism: Penicillium manginii
Lineage: Eukaryota; Fungi; Ascomycota; Eurotiomycetes; Eurotiales; Aspergillaceae
Product: putative RNA polymerase II transcription elongation factor (Ctr9)
Exons: 3
Coding region: 1-3573 (1190 amino acids)
Biological process (GO): regulation of DNA-templated transcription
Cellular component (GO): Cdc73/Paf1 complex
Molecular function (GO): RNA polymerase II complex binding
Source: RefSeq, a predicted model, not a curated record
AUGGCGCCUCUCGAAAACGGCCAUGCCAAUGGCUUAAACGGCGAUUCUCUACCAUCUACAAGCUCCCUACCUAACCUACGUUUCUCCGAUAUCCCCGAUGCCAUCGAUAUUCCCGCCUCCAGUUUCGACAGCGAAGUCGAAGUCAGUCUCCUCGACCUCCCCGAAGACCCAACCGAGCUCUGCACCCUCUUGGAAAAUGAACGGGCGGCCAAGAACUUCUGGGUCAUCAUCGCAUUGGCCUACGCCAAGCGAAAGCAGAUCGACCAUGCCAUCGAUAUCCUGAACAAGGGUCUGGCCUCCGUCGCCCACGGAGCUACCAAAGAGAAACUCGGCCUUCUGGGCUGGAUCUGCUGGUUGCUCAUGCUGAAGAGUCGCCAGGCUCCUCGCGUCGCGCCAGAGGGAGAGCUCUACUCAGAAGCCAAGACCAAGGACCACUACCUGCAGCUGGCGACGUCCACUCUGAACGAGGCAUCGCGUUUGAAUCCCGCGUACCCGCCUCUUUUCCUGGCCCGUGGCCGGGUGGAAGCCCUCCGGCAAGCGCUGAAAUGCUUCGACGAGUCCUCCAAGGCCUUUGGCGGUCGUAACAUUAUGGCUAUUCUGGGCCGUGCCCGCGCACUCUACAUGCUGGGAAGAUACGCAGAGGCUCUCGAGGGCUAUCAAAAGGUCCUGAUGAAGGUGCCUAACCUGACCGAUCCUGAUCCCCGCAUCGGUCUGGGAUGCUGUCUCUGGCAGCUCGGCUUCAAGGACCAAGCGAAGGUAGCAUGGGAGAGAUCACUGGCCUUGAACCCCAAGUCCAAAGUCGCGAACAUCCUCCUCGCAGUAUACUACCUUUACGACAGCUCCCGCCGCUCUACUACCGAUCCGAUGUUCGGCUCCUUGUACAAAAUGGCCAUGACCCAAUACACACAGAAAGCCUUCAAGCUGGAUAAAGAAUACCCCAUGACCUGCGCCUCGUUCGGAAGCUACUUCCUUCUCCGCAAACAGUAUCCGACCGUCGAGACACUCGCCCGCAAGGCGAUUGAAAAAACGGAUGUCAUGCCCAUUGCUAGUGAUGGGUGGUAUCUGCUUGGUCGAAAGGCACACUACGAGGGCGAUGGUGCACGCGCUACAGAGUACUACAACAAAUCCGACCAGGCUCGUGGUGGUGGUGAAAAGGGCUUCUUGCCUGCCAAAUUCGGUGCUGUGCAAAUGUCCGUCUCGAACAAGGACUUUGAUGGUGCCAAGUUCCGCCUGGAGAAGAUUGUCCAGCAAUCAAAGAACGCCGAGGCGAUGAUUCUGCUCGCGGCGCUGCAUGCUGAAGAUGUCUUCGCUUCACAAAAGGCCGGUCUCAAGGAUGAUAAGUCGAAUGAGACGAAGCGUGCUAUCCAUCUGCUGGAGUCUGUGCGUUCCAUGUGGAAGGACGAAAAGCAAAAGCUGACUCCAGAUGAAUCUGUCCUGGUCUAUCUGGCUCGUCUCUACGAGACCAUUUCCCCGGAAAAGUGCAUGCAGUGCUUGACCCAAUUAGAGGAGCUGCAAAUUUCCGGUAUUCCUGAGAGUUCUCGGCCUGAUAUUGACGAUCCGGAGGAUCUGAAGGCUGCUCUUCGCGAGAGCCUUCCUCCCCAGCUGCUCAACAAUAUGGGAUGCUUCCUCUACCAGAACGAGAAGAUUGCCCUGGCGCGUGGCAUGUUCCAAUCCGCGCUCAACGCUUGCGUACACUCGCAGGAGAGAAAGGAUGGUUCCGAUAACGAUGCCCUCGUCACAACUAUCAGCUACAAUCUUGGUCGCACAUACGAGGCAGCAGACAUGUGGGAUGAAGCCAAGAAGGUCUACGACGGACUCCUCGAACGACACAGCGACUACACCGAAGCUAGUGCACGCUUGACCUAUAUCGCCCUCCGCCAGAGCCCAACGGAAGAAGGCCCCAAGAAGAUGUCCAAGCUCUACGAAACCGAUUCCUCGAACCUGGAAGUCCGAUCCCUCUUCGGCUGGUAUCUCAGCAAGUCCAAAAAGCGCGUGUCCAACCUGGCCGAGGACUCCGAACAGCGCCAUCACAAGCACACACUCCAAUACUACGACAAGCACGACCGCUACGCCCUCACCGGAAUGGGCAACGUGCAUCUCCACGCCGCGCGUGAUAUGCGCCGCGACACCGAAGCCGACAAAGAAAAGCGCCGCAAGGUCUACCAACGCGCCGUCGAGUUCUUCGACAAAGCCCUACAGUUAGAUCCCAAGAACGCAUACGCCGCCCAAGGAAUCGCCAUCGCCCUAGUCGACGAUAAGAAGAACUACAGCACCGCCGUAACAUUCUUCUCCAAGAUCCGCGACACACUCAAAGACCCGAGCGUCUACCUAAACCUAGGCCACGUCUACGCCGAACUGCGCCAAUACACGCGCUCAAUCGAGCACUACGAAGCAGCCCUCGCGAAAGACCGUGCCCGCGACGUGCAGAUCCUCGCCUGCCUAGGCCGCGUCUGGUGGCUAAAAGGCAAGCAAGAAAUGAACCUAAUCGCCAUGAAGACAGCGCUAGACUACGCCCUGCGCGCCCGCGACGUCUCGCCCGACCAGCUCCACCUCCAAUUCAACGUCGCAUUUGUGCAAAACCAAAUCGCCUCCCUGGCCUACAGCCUGCAACCGACGCAAAAGACGCUCCAAGAUGUCCUCGAAGCCGCGGACGGCUUGAAAGAAGCCAUCGAGACCUUUGAGAAACUUUCCAAGGAAAAGAACCCGCCUUACCCGGCGCAGGCCCUCGAGCAGCGCGCUAACAUGGGCCGCACGAUUAGCAAGCAGCUUGAUCGUGCGAUGCAGAGCCAGAAGGAGUAUGAGGAGAAGAAUGCGGCGAAAUUGCAGCAGGCGCGUGAGGCGCGCGAGGCGGCGCAAGCUAAGCGUGAAGAAGAAUUGCGCAAGGCCCAGGAAAUUGAGAUCGAGCGGAAGAGGAAGAUUGCUGAGGAGCGGGCGCAGAUGGUUGAGGAGACGCAGCGGAGUGCGGCUCGGCGGGCGGAGGCCGAUCGUGCGCGUGAAGAGGCGGAACUUACGGAUGGCAGUCAGGGGGAGAGAGUUAAGAGGAAGAAGAAGACUACGUCUAAGCGGAAGAAGAAGGGCGGCGAUGACUUUAUUGCUGAUGAUGAGGAGGGUCUUGGUGGGGAGGGAGAUUUGGAGCGCAGUGGUGGUGAGGGCGAGGGGGAUAGUGAGGGUGAGGCUGCGCCUAAGAAACGGCGUCGUUUGGAAAGGAGGUCUGGUGGGAAGGUUGCUAGCAAGGCUUCUAGCAAGUAUAAGAGUGAUGAGCGGAUUGUUGAUUCUGAUGAUGAGGAGGAGGAAGGGGAGGAGGCUGCGCCGGGUACGCCUGGUGAUGAUGAGAAGGAAGAUCUUUUUGGCGAUGAGCAAAUACAGGAAGAUGUCGCUCCUCGUCGUCGGGGGAAGGCGCGUCAUAUCGCUGAUGAUGAUGACGAGGAUGAGGACGAGGGAGAAGGUCAGGCCGAUGUUGAAGCUGAAGCUGAAGCCCCGGCUAAAGUGAACGAGGACAAUGAUGACGAUGACCUCUUCGGGGAUGAGGAGAAGACGCAGACUCAGACUCAGGAUACGGAGAUGCAGGACUGA